This is a messenger RNA of Fusarium oxysporum Fo47, 2072 nucleotides long. RefSeq names its product major facilitator superfamily domain-containing protein. Gene Ontology annotation, molecular function: transmembrane transporter activity. The coding region runs from base 364 to 1872 and encodes 502 amino acids. The record is from RefSeq and is a predicted model, not a curated record. NCBI's taxonomy places the organism in Eukaryota, Fungi, Ascomycota, Sordariomycetes, Hypocreales, Nectriaceae. Gene Ontology annotation, biological process: transmembrane transport. The transcript is spliced from 3 exons.
AGCCAUCCCAUCUCAUCCACUCUCACCACUUGACGAGACCCCUGGCAAUCCAUCCUCCUUCUUUUUUUCCCUCUCUUCGCCUUCUCGUGAUACAGUUCCCCAAUUGUAACUAUCAAGGACGGGCAGGGGUCGGGUCUAGUUUAUUUUUUGGGGGACCCUCACGAUAGAGUACGUCGCGUGCCUGGAUCUCUCCAUCUUUCCUCGCGACUACUUUAAUUCUGCUGCAUCCGGGAUUUAUCUGGGUUUCUUGGAUCUCAUUCAUUCAUCUUCUUGUCUUCAAUUGUCUAGUGAAGAAUAUCAAUUGUCUUAUACAGGGCAUUGACCCUCAUCUCAAUCUCGAAUAUCAACAUCAAAACACACACAAUGUCCACUCACGAAAAGGAAAACCCCAUCGCCCAAGCGGCUUCAGAAUCCGCAGACUCGGAUACACCAGGCUUCCGCCCCAAAGGAUGGAUGUACAAGACCGUCCGCAUCGCCGGCGUUGACCUCUGGUACGCCUCGCCCAAAGUCCAACUCCUCAUGGUCUCCAUCGUCUGCUUCUUAUGUCCCGGCAUGUUCAACGCCCUGACUGGUCUCGGAGGUGGCGGCCAAGUCUCCAAUGAAGCCCAGGACCACGCCAACACGGCUCUCUACAGCACUUUUGCCGUCAUUGGUUUCUUCGCUGGUACUUUCGCAAACAGACUUGGACUUCGUCUGACUUUGUCCAUUGGAGGUUUGGGAUAUUGUGUCUAUGCUGCUUCGUUCUUGUGCUAUUCGCAUACCCAGAACAUGCCCUUUGUCGUCUUUGCUGGUGCUCUCUUGGGUCUUUGCGCUGGACUCUUGUGGGCUGCUCAGGGAUCUAUCAUGAUGUCUUAUCCUCCUGAGCAGAGCAAGGGACGAUACAUCUCUUGGUUUUGGGUCAUCUUCAACAUGGGUGCUGUCAUCGGUUCUCUUAUCCCCCUUGCUCAAAACAUCAACAAGAAAGCUGGCCCCGUCUCCGAUGGCACAUACGCCGCUUUCAUCGCUCUCAUGGCCAUCGGUGCCGUCCUCGCCCUCAUGAUCUGCGACGCCGACAAGAUCGUCCGUGAGGACAACACUAAGGUCAUCGUCAUGAAGAACCCCUCAUGGAGCACUGAGAUCAAGGGUCUGUGGGAAACACUCUCCCGCGCCCCCUGGGUCGUCCUCCUAUUCCCCAUGUUCUUCUCCUCAAACAUCUUCUACACUUACCAAAACGUCAACAUGAACCUCGCUCAGUUCAACGUUCGCACUCGCGCUCUCAACAACUUACUCUACUGGCUUGCUCAGAUCUUUGGCGCCCUUAUUGUUGGAUACGCUCUUGACGUCUCUAGCGUCCGUCGCAGUGUUCGUGCAAAGAUCUCCCUGGUCGUCCUCUUUGUUCUGACCUUUGCUAUCUGGGGUGGUGGCUAUGCCUGGCAGAAGGACCAGCGACCUCGUGAGAUCGCCAUGAACCCUGCUAACGAGGAUGACAAGAUUGACUGGGAUGAUGGUGCUCACAAGUUCCUUGCUCCCAUGUUCCUCUACUUCUUCUACGGCUUCUUCGACGCUGCUUGGCAGACUUGCAUCUACUGGUACAUGGGUGCUCUCUCCAACUCUGGCCGCAAGACAGCCAACUUUGCUGGCUUCUACAAGGGUAUCCAAUCCGCCGGUGCUGCCAUCUUCUGGCGUCUCGACGGCCUCGGCAAGCCAUUCGACACUAUCUUUGCCGCCACAUGGGCCUGCCUCGGUGCUUCGCUCGUCAUCGCCGCCCCCGUUAUCUUCAUGAAGAUCCAAGACUCUGUCUCUGUUGAAGAGGAUCUCAAGUUCAGCGACGAGAAGAUCGAGGAUGUCAUUGUCGCACCUACAGAUAAGAAGAUCGCCCUCACAGAGGCGUAGAUAAGGGAGAGAGAUAAAAGGGACUACUAUUUAUAAGAAUACUUAAUAUUUUAAUGAUAUAUCGGCGUUCAGCAUGUAUGCAUUGGGGAGUUGGAUGGGUCACGAUACCCAUGGAUUGGGUUAUUGCUUGACGAUGUAUUUGCAUGAGGCAAGUUAAUGAAGAUUUACGUUUAUAUCUAGAGGUAUACAUGUGCCAUCAA